GGUAAAUCGUGUACAUUCGUAAAUUUAAAGACAAUUUCAAAACGUAAGAUGUUAAAAUAAAUUGGGAAUAUCCUUAUAUUUACCGUGCGUUUCAAAAAUUGAGUGUCUGUGCAAAACAAAGUGCAAAACAGGAGCCGGCGAACACGUUUAAAAGAAGAUCUAAAGAUUUCAGUCUGGAGGAGCUUGGAAACCUAAGUAGCCUUGAGCUACAACAGUUAAUCAAUAGUGGUGAACUAGAUGUGUCCCCUUUACUUAAUCUAGACCCUACACAGUCGAACCUGACAUCUAACAAUGUCAGCCAAGGACAUGCUGCACAACAACUUCUUCAGGGAUUUAUGGCUGCAGAAAACAGUCCUGGUACAUCUGCGAAUCGGACCACGACCAGAGGACCUACUGGAAGGGCCCAGACUACCCCUGAUGGCAUUUAUACAGAAAUCGUAGAACAACCAAAACAGCGAGGGCUGAGGUUCCGUUACGAAUGUGAAGGAAGAUCUGCUGGGAGUAUUCCUGGCGAGAAAAGUACUCAGGAUAGGAAGUCAUUCCCAACUAUUAAAAUUCACCAAUAUCAAGGAGUAGCUGUGAUAGUGGUAUCGUGUGUUACAAAAGAUCACCCUUAUGAACCCCAUCCACAUAACCUAGUAGGGAAAGACUGUAAAAGGGGUGUCUGUACACUUAAGGUCAAGGACACAAAUGUUAUAAGCUUCCCACAUCUUGGAAUUCAGUGUGCGAAAAAGAAAGAUGUAAUGGACAACUUAAAACAAAGAAAAGAAAUUAAUGUUGAUCCCUUUCAAAGUGGAUUUAAGCAUAUGGCGAAAGCCAAUAAUAUUGACCUGAAUGUAGUCAGGUUGUGCUUCCAAGUUUUCCUUCCUGAUGAGAACGGGAAAAUUACAAGAAUUGUUCCCCCGGUGGUGUCACAUCCUAUACAUGAUAAAAAAUCAUUGAAUGAGUUAGUAAUUUGUCGAGUGGACAAGUCGUCUGGAAGAGCAAAAGGAGGGGAUGAAGUCUUUCUUCUUUGUGAAAAAAUCAAUAAAGAUGAUGUUAGAAUAAGAUUUUACCAGGAGAAUGAUAAUGGAGAUGUGGUAUGGGAAGAUUCCGGUGAUUUUAGUGCUAAUGAUAUUCAUCGACAGUAUGCCAUUGUUUUUAAAACCCCGCCAUAUAAAGACCAGUACAUUACACGACCAGAACAGGUGAAAAUGCAGUUACAACGAUUAAAUGACCCUGCAGAAACCAGUGAUCCAAUACCAUUUAUUUAUAUGCCAGAAGAUCCAGAUCCAGAUAGGAUAUUUGAGAAGAGAAAGAGGAAAGCAGAUCAGCUGAGAUCACUAGGACUGUUAGAUAACCCUUCACCAGACGACAUUAAACAGAGACUAAAGAUUAAAGCUACAAAAUCACGCAUUAAGCAAGAAAAAAUUGAUACACCAACAGUGGUAGAUGAGAUCCCAUUCAGUAACCUUGGAGCUUCGAGCCAGUUUACAACAAAUACCUCUUCCGUCCGCACUUCUGACAACACUGGCAUUGGAAAUAUGACAAUUAAUGUAGAUAGUUUAAAAGCUCAGUUAGCCAGUUUACCUGAGACUUUACAGAACCAGCUGUUACAGCGACUUGCCAUGCAAAAACUUCAACAGGAGAUGCAAAUGCAGCAGACAUCCCAACCCAGCCAAGGUUUUGAUUUAGCCGCAGCUUCUUCAUCCGGUCUCGUAAACGCUGGAUUAUUAAAUGAUAUUCAGAUGCAGCCGGCCAAUACUGAACAGAACACUAUGAAUAUGAUACAGCAGUAUUUAGGUGAUCAAGGAACGAGCGUUUCUUUCGAAAGUUUAGAAUUAUCGGGAAAUCUAAUGAAUGUGGAGUUUGAUCCGAAUAUAGGGGCAAUGGAGAGUGUAGCUAGUGAUGAGAGACAAAUAGACGAAGCUAAUUUGGCAAUUCAUGCUUUAAAUCAAUCCUGAAUUUUGACAUUGGCAUAACGUUUGGUGCUCAAAAUACACAAAUUCCGACCAGAGUUAGUUACUUGAUUUGGCUAGUGUCGGUUAUUUGAAGAAUGGUAUAUUUUGUCAGAAAUAUUCUAUUUUUGGAAAGAAAAUGAAAUGUUUGGAAGAUGGUUAGAUGAAGGGGAAAAAAUGAAAAGAGAACACAUUGAUUGUGUCCGUUGCUUGUGCUGUUCUGUUUAUAACCACAAAAAAAUGGCAGCUUGUUAAUUGUGUUUUGUUUAUGUUUUUGUUAUUUUCUUAUAUUUUUGUUGAAUCUCUGUUUGUUUGAUUUUCGCUGCUGAAGUGACAACCAUUUCUAAUGUCAUUACAACACUAUUAUUGCUUUGAUAACAUAAAUGUUAAAAGGAAGUUUUUUUCGGAAAGAAAUAUCUGUUUGUAAAAUGUGACUAGUUGGGUCCUGGGAUAUUUCCUAGGUUUUUUCGUUGUGUGGAAAAUUAUUUUAAUAUCAGUAUUUUCAAGAUAUAUUUUUCAUUUCUUUUAAAGAAAUGUUUUGAGUCAUAAAUUAUACCUUAUCAUGUUUGAAUGUAUAAUGAAAAAUUCUAAAAAUGGGAGGGAACUUCUUAUGGUGGGCAGAUGUGAUCAACAACAAAUAUAAUUUUUCCUGUCCGGAUUGCAUACUUAGCAUUCCAGGGCCUAAUUUAUUUGUUUGGAUCAAAUACACAUGCCAUAUAUUUUGUCCUGUUUAAAUUCCUAGGUUGUACUUCAUGCGAGAAAAAUCUCCCAACAUUGUUUACAUGUUGAGUAAAUUCUGGAAAUUCCCCAACAAAAAACCCAUUGUAAGUUAUACACCCACAUCCUGUUAAAAUGAAAGUAGGUUACACCCACACCUUUUAAAAGUGAAAAUAGACUACAAGUUAUAAAUAAUUGUAUAAAAAAAACAGGAAGUUUAUUUAUAGUACAUGGUUUCCAGGAAGUAGUGAUUAUUUUGGUAUUCAGAUACAUUCCAAGAAAUGAUUUAGUCAACAGUUAAAUAUAAGUAAAGUAAUUGUUUAAUCAUGGAUUAGGGAGCGGAUUUUUUUUUUAGAAGGGGUUGUGCAUGGAAGGAAUAAAAAAUAAAAAUUAUAUUUGAAAAUUUAAAAACAAAAAAUGAAUGAGUACUGGAAAAUAACUUAUAGAAAAUACAGAGCUUAUAGAAAAUAUAAAAUUAGGAAAAAAUAAAAAAAAAAAUGACAAAAAAAAUAAAAAAAUAAAAAUAAACCAAUACAAAUGAUUAAAGAAAUAAAAUAUCAAACCACUUCCAAGCCUCCCCCUAAAAAUCCAAUGAUUGUUCCCAAAAAAAUAUUAAAUUCUAUGCAUAGUGUGUCAAACCAUCUCUAUGAUAGGGGAUACUGAAAGUGCUAUUAAAUUUUUGUUUACUUUUCUUGGAUGCAAGGCUCUUUGUGUAAUAUAUUAAUUUUGAUUUUUAAAAAUGUUGUAAAUAUUAAAAUAAUCAUUUUUGAUACACAAAAGAUAAAUUCUACAAUCAUAAUGUCAUAAUAUCAUAUAUAACUCAUUAAAAUAGUGAUAAUCAU
Messenger RNA from Mytilus trossulus (common blue mussel), 3496 nucleotides. Its product is annotated as embryonic polarity protein dorsal-like. The transcript has 12 exons. Gene Ontology annotation, biological process: response to cytokine; positive regulation of transcription by RNA polymerase II; cellular response to stress. NCBI's taxonomy places the organism in Eukaryota, Metazoa, Mollusca, Bivalvia, Mytilida, Mytilidae. Gene Ontology annotation, cellular component: nucleus; cytoplasm. The record is from RefSeq and is a predicted model, not a curated record. Gene Ontology annotation, molecular function: RNA polymerase II cis-regulatory region sequence-specific DNA binding; DNA-binding transcription factor activity, RNA polymerase II-specific. The coding region runs from base 336 to 1943 and encodes 535 amino acids.